CCAAUCGUGAAAAGUUUUAAUCGAUAUGAUCGAUAUUUAAAAAUUUAAAUAGAACAUGUUUAUUUCAUGAUGUUUAUGUUUUUAUUCAAGUCCGAAUCAUCCAAAGAAUGGCUGAAAAUGUAAACAAAAACUUAGACACUAGCUCUGAAAACUUUCUUGAGGAGGAGUUAAAUCAUUACACUGAAUUGUUAAUAAGUAGCAGAGAGGAAUGUGUCGAAGUUGGAGAGAAAUACAAAGAUUUGAGUCUACAGGUAAAAAACUUAAUCGGAAGUCAGGAUGUUUCAUCUGAUGAUUCAAUUAGCAGUGAACAUGGCCCAUCCAAAGAAAUCCGCUCUGAUUUUGAAGAGUACCUGUCAAAAUAUGAAAAUCGUAUUUCUGCAUAUAAAAUAAAUCAAGAACAUCAAGCAAAAAUCGUUAGAGAAUUGCAGAGCAAUGUAGAGGAAUAUCGCAUGAAAUGUGCAAGAUUAGAAGCUGCGUUAGCUGAGCAAGCUGCCAAUGAAUCCAAUAGAUCGGAUUCUGGGUCUAAUUCACCUAGCAUUUUAAUAAUGGAUCUUGAUACAGCUUUAAUAAGACUCGAGAAAGAAAGAAAUAGGUGUGAAGGCCUUACACAAAUCAACACUCUACUCCGAGAACAGUUAGAGACUGCUACUGAAGUAAACCAAACACUCACUUCUGAUGUUCAAAGGCUCACCCAAGAAUGGAUGAAUGAGCGCUCAGAGUUUCUUGCCAAAGAAACAGAAUGGAAAGAUGAGGAACAUACUUUUAGCAUUUAUUUCACCCGAGAAAGUAACAUGGUCUUAUCUAUGUGGCGUCAGCUUCUCAACUUCAAGCAUGAAUUUAAUAAUCUGAAAAAUCUCACUGAGAGAGAACUUUCUGCUUUCAAAGUCUGCAUUUGCGAUGAUAUACAAAAAGUGACAGAUAUUGAAGCUACUGCUAAAAUUCAAAUGCAAAAUCAAAAUGUAUUCGCUUACCAGCUAAAUUUCUCUUUAAGGGUUCUUUUUUCAAUUGAAAUAUAUCUUCUUCUUCAAUUCCAAGAAUCUUUUUGGUCAGGUCUUUCCAAGAAUCUGACAGAGGUGGACAAAUUCACAGGAAACUUUAAGAAAUUGUUUAAAUAUUGUCCUGGAAGAAAGCGCCGCUCUUUAAAGUUUUUAACAGAUGACAAUAAGAAAGCUAAACUUUGUCCAGCACCAAUAAAGACACGGUGGAAUUCCUGGUUUAAAUCAGUGCAAUAUCAUGCAGAAUAUUGUAAUGUUUACAUAGAAUUUUUUAGCAGUGAAAUAAACCUUACUCCUGACACUGCUUGUCUCAAUCAGUGCAAAGUUUUGGUGGAAAGCAAGUACGUUUGCAAAGACUUUCAGUUCAUUGCAGAACACGCUCAGAUAUUAAUGGAUACUCAUGCAUAUUUUAAUACUUACUACUCUCCAGAACUAGACGUAUUCAAAAACCGUCGGCCCAAGUUUAGUCAACCUGCAUUAAACUUCAUGAAAGCUGCUCGAGUUUUCGAUCCAGAACAAAUAGUCAACCUCAAUAUUGAAGACGACGAUGUAUUCAAGAAUAUUCCAGGAAUGAGUGGCCAAGAUAUAAAACUCGAGUAUGCUGCUUACAAAGAAUAUAUCAUUCAAACCAGGACUUAA
Messenger RNA from Parasteatoda tepidariorum (common house spider), 1634 nucleotides. NCBI's taxonomy places the organism in Eukaryota, Metazoa, Arthropoda, Arachnida, Araneae, Theridiidae. The record is from RefSeq and is a predicted model, not a curated record.